Molecule: messenger RNA, 1221 nt
Organism: Guillardia theta CCMP2712
Lineage: Eukaryota; Cryptophyceae; Pyrenomonadales; Geminigeraceae
Exons: 2
Coding region: 1-1221 (406 amino acids)
Source: RefSeq, a predicted model, not a curated record
AUGUUGUGUUCCCUAGGAUGCGAUUUAUUCAUCUGCCUGUUCCUGCUGACCUGCUUCUGCGCCUCAGCCGCGUCCACCCAACUCUCGCUGGACCUCACCGUCAAACUCACCUGUGCGGUCCCAUGCUCGUCAUCCAGCGGAACAGUCUUCGUCCAGGGCUCUCCUGGCUCAGCCGUGCAUAUUUCGACCACGUCAGAGGGGAGGAGAGCUUUCCAUGUCAGGAUGGGUCGAGGAGACUGUCAGACGUGCGCAAGGAGGAUCGUGGUCUCGGAGGAAGCAUCGUCUUCAUGCUCGGGCUCAGUCACUCUGCAGCUGCUGCUUCACAUACCAUCCAAGUACAUCACGGUUCAACUGGACGGAAAGCUGGUGGCUGGUGAGAGCAUGCGAGGUCAGGAGGGGAGGCAGGAAGAGGACAAGGAGGAAGAGCUUUACCUUUGGGCGGAGGAAGGAGUAGGAGGCUCGAACCCGACCGGUUUCUGUCCGGAGGGAGAGGAAUGCCGCAACUUCAUCAACGCCUCCUGCUCGCUCCAGGUCUCACCUCCCCCUCAAACUGUCCGGACGAACAACUCCGAGGCACUGAGGAGGAAGGAGGUAACCACGAGAGGAAGCGCAACCUGCAGCGCGUGCGCAGGAGGACAGGUGAACCUUGCUCGCUCGUGCGGCAACGACUACAGCUCGGCAUGCAGCACGAGUCAGUCGUCGGUGGCAGCGGGGGCAGAGGCUUCCAGGAGCAACGACGGAGUGAUCAAGACCAACUUCUUCUCCGGAUCCUGCUCGCACACUGAAAUGCAGACGGACCCCUGGUGGAUGCUGGACAUGGGGGGGAGGAGGAGGGUUUCGUCCGUGGUUAUCUGGAACCGAGCAGACUGCUGCUCUAACAGGAUCGUCGGCUUCCAAGUUCGACUCGGAGACUCGCUGGUUCUACAGGAAAAUCCUGUCUGCUACCAGGAUCAGUCGAAGGUUUCCAGCACCUACUACGCGGAGUCAUGCGAGGGAGAGGGCCGGUAUCUCUUCGUCGACCUGGUAGGAAACAACAAGAUCCUGUCGAUCCCCUUCCCCUGUCACUACAAGUACAGCAAGAACGACAACUACUACUCGAGCUCCGACAACUUCAACUACUACUCCAGCUCCGACAACUUCAACUACUACCCCAGCUCCGACAACUUCCACUACUACUCCAGCUCCGACAACUUCAACUACUACUCCAGCUCCGACAUCUAA